Molecule: messenger RNA, 1150 nt
Organism: Epinephelus lanceolatus (giant grouper)
Lineage: Eukaryota; Metazoa; Chordata; Actinopteri; Perciformes; Serranidae
Product: sulfotransferase 1C1-like
Molecular function (GO): sulfotransferase activity
Source: RefSeq, a predicted model, not a curated record
AUGUCGAAGGAAAAACUGUUGUCCUACAGCGCAGCUAUUCAGACAGCAAAUGCCUCCCUCUAUCGCUUCCCUCUCAUCCCAGUCAGAGGAGUUCCUCUCACGUGCUUGAUCGCCAACAACUGGGACUCCAUCUGGGCUUUCCGUCCUGACCCCUCGGACCUCCUCAUUGCCACCUACCCCAAAGCAGGGACCACAUGGACCCAGGAGAUAGUUGACCUGCUUCUUCACAACGGAGAUGCUGAGGCCUGCAAACGAGCCCCCACACCUGAACGUUGUCCUUUCCUGGAACUCUUCUCCCCACCACCCAUCCCCUCAGGUAUUGAUCUUCUUAACACCAUGGAUCCUCCAAGAGUCAUCAAGACACACCUUCCUUUUCAGCUGGUGCCUCCUGGAUUUUGGGAAAACAAGUGCAAGGUUAUCUACGUAGCACGCAACGCCAAAGACAACCUGGUGAGCUACUACCACUUUGAUCGUAUGUAUCUGACCCAGCCUGAUCCUGGUCCCUGGGAGGGCUACAUACCCAAGUUCAUGCGAGGAGAGUUGGCCUGGGGCUCCUGGUACGACCAUGUGAAAAGUUACUGGGUGGAGAGAGAGAAGAAGAACAUCCUUUACCUCUUCUAUGAGGACAUGAAAGAGAAUCCUCGGCGUGAAGUGGAGCGCAUCAUGAGGUACCUGGACUUGUCAGUGUCUGAUGAGGUCAUCAGCCGGAUUGUGGAGCUCACGUCCUUUAAGAACAUGAAGGAGAACCCAAUGACCAACUACUCCUUCAUCCCAGCGACUGUUUUUGAUCGCUCCAUCUCCUCCUUCAUGAGAAAAGGUGAAGUCGGUGACUGGAAAAAUCAUUUCACAACCGAGCAAUCAAAGACGUUUGAUGAAGAUUAUGAAAAGCAAAUGAAGGGAGUCAACAUACCAUUCAGGACCCUCAUCUAACCAAUUUUGGGUUUCCAAACUGACACAGCUCUGCAAACAACAGAACAAUGAACCAAAGACCAAUGAACUGACACUGCAGCACUCAGAAGGCAAGAAUACUGUCAGAAAAUCUGACAUGUGCUAAACACUAAAACAGAACAUAAAUAAAAAUAAUUUGAGCCUGGAUGUUAAACACUGUAAUCAUACAAUGAAAGGAUCAAUAAAAAUGUGCUCCACAAAA